Messenger RNA from Geodia barretti, 286 nucleotides. The record is from the annotation of a GenBank genome assembly. NCBI's taxonomy places the organism in Eukaryota, Metazoa, Porifera, Demospongiae, Tetractinellida, Geodiidae.
AGAUGGAGAGAGAGAAAGGUUAACUGUGGUUCACAACCAAGAGGGAGAGAAAGGGUUAACUUUGAUUCACAACAAACAGAAGAGAAAGGGUUUGAAUUAACUUUGGUUUGUAACAAACAGGAGAGAGGGGAGGGGGUUAAUUACUUAAGAUUGGGUUUGUAACGAACUGGAGAGAAAGGGUUAACUUUGGUUCAAAACAAAGGGGAAGAGAAAGGGUGGUUCACAACCAACAGGGACAAAAAUGAAAAGAGGGUCAAUAAAAGAGAUAGAGAACAGAGUUUGUGUG